AUGAAGGGCCAAGUUUUCACCCCUGGCAAAUCUCCUGCCGCUGCAGGCAACACCUCCUCAAAUUCCUCGGCCGCAUAUCAGCAGGGCCACCGGCGCUCCAAUUCUAGGCACAACACCCACCACCGCGAAUCGCCAACGUCUGGUUCCCUGACCGGUGUGGGAUCUGCGCAAUUGGUGGACUUGGUUGCAAAAUCGUGCGGCAAAACUGUUGUCGCCACCGUUUCCUCCGGCGCCCGCUACAAGGGGCUUUUGCUGUCAGUGGACAUUCCUCCUUCGGGCAACGGAAUGUCUGUUUCUCUCGUGGGCCCGCGGUUGGUGACACGGGCAUUGCUUGAUGAGAAGAGCAACAGCGACAGCGACUUGCCGGAAACGCUUCUUAUCCAGGCCAAGGACUUGAUUGAUGUCGAGAUCGUCCUUUCUCGACACGGAGACGACCAGGCGAAGAAUGGCGGCGACCAAAAUAAGACCGCCAGUGGCGAGAAAAAGUCAAAGCAGACCCCGCCGCCAGUGGCUGAGCCCGCUGUUCCUACUCCUCAAUCACGCUUUAAGACUGACAGUGACAUUUCCUCGGGAUUCCAUUUCCGUGAGAGAGAAUUGCAGAAAUGGGUUCCAGAUGACAACUCAAAGGCCCUCUCCUUGGAAGACGACUCGGCUCCCUGGGACCAGUUCAAAGUCAACGAAGAGAAGUUUGGUGUCGAGUCCUCCUACGACGAGCACUUGUACACCACCAAGAUCGACACUCUGGCCCACGACUAUGCGCAGCGUUUAGAGCGGGCAGAAAAAUUGGCUCGCGAGAUUGAGGGCAAUGCCAGUGGCGAUCGUCAUGUUUUGGAAGAGCGUGGUCUUGCCGUUGAUGAUUCUGGGUUGGAUGAAGAAGACAAGUACUCUGGAGUGCACAACGCAGUAGACACUAGAGGACAGGAGCUUAUGGCUGCGCUCCGCAUUGGAAACGGCCUGAAGCCGCAAUUGCCACCCUCUCAUGAACAACCCAUUGUCACUCACGCCGCCAAGGACGCGCCAGCAAAGCAAACAAAGCCAGAAGAAAAACCAGCACCGGAAAAACCAGCGCAGACAGGAAAGCCUGUGCAUUCAGAAGCUGGGUCUUCGAGCGAAACGUCCAAAUCGUCGGAAAACGGCGGAUUCCGCUCGGCUCAAAGUGAGUUCAAUGCGUUGCGUGAAUUCAGUGCCAACUUCAAGGUGCCGCACAAGUUGCCCAACGAUCUUCUCCCCAUCUUAGCGAAAGACAAGGAGAAACAGGAAGAGAUCUUGAAGCAGCAGAAGGCCAAGGAAAAGAAGGACUUGAAGCCGUUCAAGCUCAAUCCAAAGGCAGCCUCGUUCACGCCUAACAAAGCGACGUCGCCCGUUCCUCCAAAGGCUAGCUUCAAGUCUCCAGGCACUGCUUCCCCACGCAUGAACACACUGCGGCCCUACGGCCCCGGUUCGUCAGGCUCGGCUACUACCAAGCGCCACCACCAGAUCAGCGCAGCAGACUUUUUCGGCGGAGCUGAUAAAGUGCCUACUGCCGAGGGUCAAAAGGAGAAGAUCUCCCGCAUGCGCCAAUCGUUCCUGUUGUUCACGCACGCCAAACAGCAAGCUCAAAAGACAGAAGAGAAUGCCGGCAAGGAGACUGUCAAGGGCCCUGUGUUGCAGAAGCCGUUCUACACCCCGCCUACAUGGGACUCCACGGUGGACGAAACGUACGAGGAACUUCUUGCCUCGCAGACGCUGAAGAGCAACCGUGCUCCGAUGAUGGCGCCUGUGCCAGGCAUGCCGUACCUUGGCAAUCCGCUCAUGAUGCCUGCUGGUGGACCACAGUUGGCCGCAGGCGGCUUCCCGGGCCCUGCGGUGGCAUCCAAAUACCCGGUGUCGCCUCAGAUGCAGAGCCCUGCCACCAUGGCCGCUCAGUUUCAGCAGCAGCAGCAAUUGCAGGCGAUGCUCUAUCAGCAGUUCCAAGGUGGUGGGCCUCCGGGCCAGCCACACCUUAUGUAUGCGCCGCCCGACUCUCAGUUUAUACCUCCAGGGUUCAUGAUUCCUGGAUUUGCUAAUCCAGGCAGCCCCGUCAACGCUGCUGCGGGCUUUACACCAGGACAUAACAACUACAACGGGCAUCCGCACCAUAAUAGGCGCUACAAUGGGCAAGGGAAGCGUGGCAAUCACCAUUCGUGA
Messenger RNA from Clavispora lusitaniae ATCC 42720, 2166 nucleotides. RefSeq lists its product as uncharacterized. Gene Ontology annotation, cellular component: cytoplasmic stress granule. Gene Ontology annotation, biological process: cytoplasmic stress granule assembly. The record is from RefSeq and is a predicted model, not a curated record. NCBI's taxonomy places the organism in Eukaryota, Fungi, Ascomycota, Pichiomycetes, Serinales, Metschnikowiaceae. Gene Ontology annotation, molecular function: mRNA binding.